Cyclocybe aegerita is the source of this 969-nucleotide messenger RNA. NCBI's taxonomy places the organism in Eukaryota, Fungi, Basidiomycota, Agaricomycetes, Agaricales, Hemipholiotaceae. The record is from the annotation of a GenBank genome assembly.
AUGUUCAAAACCUUUGCAAUUGUUUCGGUGCUUACUUCUGCGGCCUUUGCCCAGUCUUCGUCAUCGUCAGCGGCAGCUGCGACGUCGACAGCGAACCCUUACAUCCCUACGGGAAUCAGCCAAAGCUGCACCACAUUCCUCAACGAGCUGAACACCGACUCCAGCCUGACCAGCUGCCUGUCAGCUCUCUCGACUGCGACCUCGCCGUUCGCCCCUGGCAGCACUGUGUCACCAACCGAGGGCACAGUGAAGACCGCGUUGCAGAGCCUGUGCUCCGACUCUAUUGACACUGUCUGCUCGGAGAACCUCAUCCGGUCGAAGAUCGCCUCCUUCUACACCGCGUGCGCACAGGAGUUGACGACGAACCAGGUGCCUGAUGUCAUCAGGACGUACGACGUUCUGUACACGCUCUCUCCCAUGCGCACCUCGGCGUGCUCCAAGAGCGAUGAUGGAUCGUGGUGUGUCAUGGCGAAGACGGUGUCCACCAGCGAAGUGAGCGAAGCCGUUUCGUCCUCCUCUACCCUCGGCCUCUCCCAGCUGCUCGCCCUCCUCUACACCAAUAACGGCAGUGCCCUCAAACGCCGCGCUCAGGUUUCCGCCAUUGUUCCCAACAUGACGACCUACCACGACUCAAACCUGCCAUUCCUCUUCUUCAACCCCACCCUCGAUGCUGAGGCGCUCUGCACCUCGUGCACGCGUUCGGUCCUCACCGCAUACAUCAACUUCGAGUCCAACAUCCCUUACGCCCCCGGACUCUCCAGCAGCCAGCUUUUGGACACUCAAUCUGCGCUGUACAACGCCAUCACCGAGAAGUGCCCUGCAAACUUCCUGAACAACGCCGUGCAGGCCGCCGGUGGUAUUUCCCAGGGUGGACUUUUCUCCGGUGCUGUUUCGACCCUCCCCGAGCACAGGAGCCUCAUUUCGCUGGCACUUGGCGCAGCGACUCUGGCAGCUUCGUUUGCGCUUUAA